CCAAACGGUGCCCCCUAUCCGCACUAGGGAAUGCAAUCACGGCUCUGGGCUCAUCAUGGCGGCCUCCUGGCGGCUGGGCUCGUGUCUGCUGAGGGCGGUCGCUCUGCGGGAGGGCGUCUGUGCGGCUCAGCGAUGCCCCAGGUCGCUCUUCUCCACCGUGACCCUGGGGACCCUGACCCCUCGGGGUGCAGCGGUCGCCCCCGUCGUCACUCAGCCACGGCGUCACGGCAGCUUUUUCAACAAACUGACGGCUGACGAGCUGUGGAAAGGCGUCGUGGCCAAUUCGGGGUCGGCGAUGCGCAAGGGUCGAGGAAAGAGGGCCAAGCGCAAGUUCAAGAAGAACCUCAACUUUGGACAGACCAUCGGGGAAGGUCAGGGCGGCUUCUUGUGGCCGGGCCUGAACAUGCCGAUCCGUCUGGAGGACGGCGUCCAGAAGCCGAGUCGGCGCAGCGCGGCGGAGCAGCUGGAGAUGCAGGCCAACAUGCUCCUCAAGCGGGACGAGUGGGACAAGAAGAAGCGCUUCCGCUUGAAGACGGAGCGCGGCUGGUCCGGACGCAACUGGGGUGGCAUCAGCCUCGGCCCACCCGACCCCAGCCCCAACGGAGACACUUACGAAGACUUUGAUUCCAGGGUUAUCGAGGUGAGAAACGUGUUUCACAUGACGGGCAAGGAAGGGCGCAAGAAGUCGUGCCGGGCUCUCGUGGUUGUAGGCAACAAGAAGGGCGCAGCUGGGUUCGCGAUCGGAAAAGCUCCGGAAAGGACAGCGGCACUGAGAAAGGCGAAGAACAUGGCGAUCCACUACCUCUAUUACAUCGAGCGCUACAACGACCACACAGUUUACGAAAACUUCAACACGACGUACCGUCACACGGCCAUCACGGUGAAGAAGAUGCCGCGCGGCCAAGGGCUGCACUGCCACCGCGCCAUCAUCACCAUGUGCCGCCUCAUCGGCAUCGAGGACAUGUACGCCAAGGUCACCGGCUCCGUCAACCUCAUCAACAUGACCAAGGCCUUCUUCCUGGGCCUCACCACGCAGGAGACGCACCAGCAGGCCGCCGACCGCAGUGGCCUGCACGUGGUGGAGCUCCGCGACGAGACGGGGCCGCUGCCCGUGGUGGUGGCGUCGCCCCGCACGCCCGUGUCCACCACGCCCCUGGAGGAGGACGCCGUGUCGCUCGUGCCGCCCGACUGGAACGACGUGAAGAGGGCGCACGGGCUCGGCCGGUCCAAGUGGAGCGGCGUGAAGCGCACGGUCGCCUUCUGAGAGUCUCGCGGCCAUCGUACUCCCGUCACCUUCCGAGAGCCACGGUGCAUACAAAGGGGAUUCACUCAAAGAUCCGCACAGAUGCGUUCCCGUGGCUCCUUGGCAUCGCCAUCACAAAGGCGCGUACGGAAAACACUGCUGGAAAAUGUCGAGUUGGCGAUCGUCGCAGGAUAUCCCACGAUCUAACGUCGUCGUCGUUACGCGUCGGAUAAAGCAGUCGAGUUACGUGACGGCGUGAUGAUCGUUGCUUGUGCUUAACGCGUGCAGAUUUUAUAUUGAGAAAUGUACAUUUUGGACACGAUGCUUAUAUCGCGGUGGUACAUCUAAAUAAAGAAUGUGAAACUUA
Lethenteron reissneri (Far Eastern brook lamprey) is the source of this 1610-nucleotide messenger RNA. It is a transcript of the gene MRPS5, whose product is annotated as mitochondrial ribosomal protein S5. NCBI's taxonomy places the organism in Eukaryota, Metazoa, Chordata, Hyperoartia, Petromyzontiformes, Petromyzontidae. Gene Ontology annotation, cellular component: ribosome. Gene Ontology annotation, molecular function: structural constituent of ribosome; RNA binding. Gene Ontology annotation, biological process: translation. The record is from RefSeq and is a predicted model, not a curated record.